Aspergillus thermomutatus is the source of this 3159-nucleotide messenger RNA. Its product is annotated as peroxisomal copper amine oxidase. The record is from RefSeq and is a predicted model, not a curated record. Gene Ontology annotation, molecular function: primary methylamine oxidase activity; copper ion binding; quinone binding. NCBI's taxonomy places the organism in Eukaryota, Fungi, Ascomycota, Eurotiomycetes, Eurotiales, Aspergillaceae. Bases 1 to 3159 code for a protein of 1052 amino acids. Gene Ontology annotation, biological process: amine metabolic process. The transcript has 4 exons.
AUGUCCGACCAAUGCUGCGCUGGAAAGCGCCCCUCUUGUGCACCGUCUACUCAUCCGCUAGACCCUCUCUCCAUUGACGAGAUUACCACCGCUGCUUCUCUCUUACGACAACAUGCGCACCCAACCACCCUCAAAUUCAACUGCAUCACCCUCCACGAGCCGCCAAAAGGUGAGCUGGUGGCUUUCCUGGCCGGAACUGGACCCCGUCCUGCCCGUCGGGUCUUCUCCAUCGUGUUCAAGAAGGGCACUCCGGAGGUCUCCGAGGCUAUUGUCAAUCUGACCACCAAAAAGGUUGAAUCGUGGAAGAACGUCAAGAACGUUAUGCCGACGCUGACCCUAGAUGAUCUCAACAUCAUCGAGCGCGUCGCCAGCAAGGAUCCCCGGAUCAUUGAAGCAUGCCGGGACAUUGGCAUCACCGAUAUGUCUCGGGUCUAUUUUGAUGCCUGGGCUAUCGGGAUUGACGAGCGCUGGGGCUUUGAGCGCCGGCUGCAGCAGGCACUGCCCUAUUACCGCAGCUCAAAAGAUGACAAUCAGUAUGCGCACCCGCUUGAUUUUACUGUUGUUGCCGACACAGAGACAGAGGAGAUCCUCAGCGUGGAUGUCAGAUGUGUGAAUGGAGAACGUACUCCAGUGCCUUUGGACGAGCAUAAUUAUCUCCCGCAGUUUAUCAAAGAUCAGUAUCGUCCGGAGCGCCUGAAACCCAUUGAUAUCACGCAGCCAGAGGGCGUUUCGUUCAAAAUGAAUGGCAAUGAGAUCGAAUGGGCCGGACUCAAAAUGCAUGUUGGGUUCAACUACCGCGAAGGCAUCGUGUUAUCGAACGUCCGGAUUGAUGACCCAUACGAGAACCGCGAGCGGAAGCUCUUCCACCGCGUCAGCGUGGUGGAGAUGGUGGUCCCAUAUGGCUGUCCCAAGCCACCGCAUCACAAGAAGCACGCCUUUGACGUGGGUGAAUAUGGCACUGGGUUCAUGACCAACUCGCUCAAGCUCGGCUGUGACUGCAAGGGCGCCAUCCACUAUCUGGACGCUGUCCUGGCCACAUCCACUGGCGAAGUCACCGUCAUCGAGAACGCCAUCUGCAUCCACGAAGAAGAUAAUGGACUCCUCUACAAGCAUACCGACUUCCGAGAUGGAAGCGUCAUCUCAGCUCGGGACCGCAAACUGAUCGUCUCCCAGAUCAUCACCGCGGCCAACUACGAGUACGCCUUCUAUCACACCUUCACUCUGGACGGAACAUACAAGCUCGAAGUCAAGCUCACGGGCAUGCUCAACACCUACUGCCUGCACCCCUCCGAACAAGCCGCCCCCUUCGGCACGGAGGUAGCACGCGGUCUCGACGCCCAGAACCACCAACACAUCUUCUCCCUGCGCGUCGACCCGGAAAUCGACGGCCCCAGCAACACCGUCGUGCAGAGCGACGCCGUUCCCAUGGACGACCCCGUCGGAUCCCCCGCCAACCCCUACGGCAACGGCUUCUACGCCAGAAAGACACCCCUGCGGACAGCCCUCCAUGGCGCAGCAGACUACUGCCACGAAACCUCCCGCGGCUGGGACAUCAUCAACCCCAACCGCCUCAACCCGUGCACCCGCAGGCCCAUCGCCUACAAGAUCCUCAACAACAACUGCCCGAAGCUGCUGGCGAAACCCGGAAGCCCGGUAUACAAGCGCGCCGGGUUCGCGCGCAAGGCGCUCUGGGUCCUGCCCUACCGGGAUUACGAGGUGUUUCCUGCAGGGCAAUACGUGUGCCAGUCAACGGGGGAAGAGGGCCAUCCGUACAACGCGACGAUCGUCGACUGGGCGGCGAGGGACGAGUGCAUCGAGAAUACGGAUAUCGUGUGUUAUAUCCAGUUUGGACUGACGCAUUUCCCGCGCACGGAGGACUUUCCGAUCAUGCCUGCGGAGCCGGUGAGUGUUACGCUGCGGGCGUCGAAUUUCUUCCAGAAGAACCCGGCGCUGUGGGUGCCGCCUUCGGAUGCGGUGGGGGAUCUGAGCUCGAGGAAGGCAGUCGAGGCGACGCCGAGCCAGCUAUUUGACUUUUUGCAGACCAUCUUCCUUCCGCAGCUCAUUCACCCAGUAACCAAAGGGGCUGUGAACGAGCUGGUGACUAGGGAGAGCCUUCGAUGGGCAUUUCAAUCUCCUUUCUGUAUGCAUGCACUUCUCGCCUGUGCUGCCGCAGAGAUACCUGUCAACAACCCGCAGUACCGGCGAAUGGCAGAGCUGCAUUACACCAAGGCUGUUUCUGGCUUGCGGCAGAGCCUUAUCCAAACCAGUGGCUCGAGUCAGUGGACAGUCGUGUUGUGGACAGUGCUGAUUUUAUGCAUUUAUGAGCGUUCCAAACCCCACCACUCGCAAGGCGUUGAUGUCCAUCUCGCCGGGGCAGCUCAGCUGAUUCAGAUGUACUUUCGAAAGAGGAUACCCGAUGCGAGCCCUAUUGCAACAGAUGUCUGGAUGCCCCGCUUAUUUCUGGAAUCAUUCAUAUUUCACGUCGCGACGAGUAUGCCGUUUCAGCAUACAUCUGCCCAAUCCACUACUAUCGAUUCUGCCUUCUCCCUUGCGGAAAACAUACUGGAGGUUCUGUGUCGACCACAUAUUUCCGUGGAUGCUACCUCACCAGUCCUCGGGGUACCUCCGAAACUGUUCCAGUACAUCUACACCAUCGCUCGUAUGUACCAACAGUACCCCGACGGCGUUGAUCUCUCACACUGUGAAGAGCUGGAGCAGGAUCUGAGACGGUGGGAUACCCUAAUGGCAGGCACAGCAGCGCCUGAGGUCCUUGCAGGGCCUAGACUGUACGUCUUAUGCUCGCGAAUCCUUCUCAAUCGCCUGACUCAUCCCGCCGGCAAUCAACCAGACAAUUUGGUCAGCGAGCUUGUUUCACAAGCCAUGAUUCUUGUCACUCAACUACGGCCAGCACAAGACUACUUUGCCGAGUACUACAGUUGGCCAUUCCUGGUGCUUGGGACCUGUGCAGAGAAGCAACCAGAUCGGCAGAUACUGCUGUCACAAAUCCAGGGCUUCUGGCAGGCAACCAACAAUGGCACCAUGAGACGGCUUGAGAAUAUGCUGACGGCCCACUGGACUGAUGGAAACAAAGCAGCCGCGCAGAGUCACUUGUGGUUGAUAUCGAACAUGACAAAUUCAGACCGACCUGGGAAAUAUUGA